ACAGCCGGCUCCCAGGUACACAAGAUUGUGCCUACAUUUUGAUGUAGGAUCAGCUACUGGGGAUGUACAUGCUACAUACACACCAAUACCACAAUACCAUCCACGGAGGUAGGUGAAAUAUUCCAACACAGAAAAGCCAAAUGUCGAAUUGCAAUACAUGCCAGCAUACCUGCAUUUCAUUAUAGGAUCAGCUGCAAGGCUUUCUACAGCGUGCGACAGGGACGGGAUAAGGAAGAGGGGGCACCCGAGGCAGGAGAAUCAGUCAAUCGAGUUAAAGAAGUUUGACUUCAAAUACAAUCGAAAUGGCGGGGAGGUGCUGGAACUCGACCAUCUGGUACGCCUGCCCCUGCGCCUCUCCCUCUCCUUCUCCUUCUCGCAACUUGGUCGUCCGCUCCAAAGUCGGAUUCUUCCAAGAUAUCGCCGAAAUCGCCCACAACAAAGUGCUCAUCGCAGCUGGUGUAUCGACGGCCAUCGGGCAGCUGUCCAAGCCCUUCACAUCGCCGGAGGGAGAUGCCAAGCAUUUCGAUUUCAGAGUCGCCUUUCGUUCCGGUGGUUUCCCUUCCUCCCACUCCGCCGCAGUUGUGGCCACCGCUACCUCCCUUUCUUUCGAGAGGGGGUUCUCAGAUUCAAUCUUUGGACUCUCGGUUGUGUAUGCUGCACUUGUCAUGUAUGAUUCCCAGGGCGUAAGGAGAGAAGUGGGGAAACAUGCCAAGGUGAUGAAUGGAGCUCUGCUCAAGAAAGCACGGGUGAAAUCUCCAUCCGUGGAGAGUGACACAGUGGGAAAGCCAUCUUCGUUACCCAUCAAUUCGGGUCAAAGCAGCCAGUUCCCGAGCAAACUACAAUUACGAAUGGGUGAUGAUGGGGAAAAUAUAUCUGGUAUAGUUGGAGAGGGUGGAACCAGGCUGAAAGAAUCGGUUGGGCACACGGAGGUGGAAGUUUUAGCCGGUGCUGUAUUGGGCUUUGUGGUCAGCAUGGUUGUAAAUACCUUGAUGUAGUAUUAGUUUUUUCUACUAUGCCUGCAUUUUUUUCGUCCUUCCUCCUUAAGUUUGGACUGGAAACGAGAUUUGAGUCCCAGGAUCAUGUGUUUCCUUGGCGACUCCUUUAAUUCGUUAUUCUUCUUAGUGAUUGCAAAACAAUUGCGGGAAUAAUACGAUAAGAAAAUAAGUAAUGGAUCACCCUUUUCUUUA
Molecule: messenger RNA, 1187 nt
Organism: Eucalyptus grandis
Lineage: Eukaryota; Viridiplantae; Streptophyta; Magnoliopsida; Myrtales; Myrtaceae
Exons: 5
Coding region: 303-995 (230 amino acids)
Source: RefSeq, a predicted model, not a curated record